CGCGCCCCCGCUGAACUGCGGAGGUGGGGCCAGGGGCGGCCGCGGGACCGCUCGCUCCUCUCUCCCGCCGCGCGGGCCCCCGGAUGUGCGAGGUCGCAGGGGAGGCUGGGAGAGCAAGAGUGGGCUUCCCAGGCCCGCAAGCCUUCCGCUUGCCAAGGACUCUGUUGCAGCCAUGGGCUACCAGGCGCAGGGUCCCGUCAUCCUGCCUCAGAGCAAUCUGGAUGACAGAGAAACGCUCGUUUCUGAACAUAAGCACAAAGGGAAAACUUGUCGUCAGUCCACAGCUGUUUUUAAUGUUGUCAACUCGAUUAUAGGAUCUGGUAUAAUAGGAUUACCUUAUUCAAUGAAGCAAGCUGGCUUUCCUCUGGGAAUAUUGCUUUUAUUCUGGGUUUCAUAUGUUACAGACUUUUCCCUUGUUUUAUUGAUAAAAGGAGGGGCCCUCUCUGGAACAGACACUUACCAGUCUUUGGUCAAUAAAACCUUUGGCUUUCCGGGAUAUCUCCUGCUCUCUGUUCUUCAGUUUUUGUAUCCUUUUAUAGCUAUGAUAAGUUACAACAUAAUAACUGGAGAUACUUUGAGUAAAGUUUUCCAAAGAAUCCCAGGAGUUGACCCUGCAAACUUGUUUAUUGGUCGCCACUUCAUUAUUGUGCUUUCCACGGCUGCCUUUACUCUGCCUUUGUCCUUGUAUCGUGAUAUAGCCAAGCUUGGAAAGAUCUCUCUUCUGUCUACAGUUUUAACAACUCUGAUUCUUGGAAUUGUAAUGGCAAGGGUAGUCUCACUGAGUCCAUACAUACCAAAAACAGAAGAUGCCUGGGUAUUUGCAAAGCCCAACGCCAUUCAGGCUGUUGGUGUUAUGUCGUUUGCAUUUAUUUGCCACCAUAACUGCUUCUUAGUUUAUGGUUCUUUGGAAGAUCCCACAGUAGCUAAGUGGUCCCGCAUCAUCCAUGUCUCCACCUUGGCUUCUGUAUUGAUCAGUAUUCUCUUUUCUACAUGUGGAUACUUGACAUUUACUGGCUACACCCAAGGAGACUUAUUCGAAAACUAUUGCAGAAACGAUGACCUGGUAACAUUUGGAAGGUUCUGUUAUGGAGUUACUGUCAUUUUAACGUACCCAAUUGAAUGCUUUGUGACUAGAGAGGUAGUUGCCAAUGUGUUUUUUGGUGGGAAUCUUUCAUUGGUCUUCCACAUUAUUGUAACAGUGGUUAUUAUUACCAUAGCCAUGCUUGUGUCAUUGCUGAUUGAUUGCCUUGGAAUAGUUUUAGAGCUCAAUGGUGUGCUCUGUGCAGCUCCACUAAUUUUUAUCAUUCCAUCAGCAUGCUAUCUGAAACUCUCUGAAGAACCGAGGACACACUCAGAUAAGAUUAUGGCCUGUGUCAUGCUUCCUGUCGGUGCUGUGGUGAUGGUUGUUGGGUUCGUCAUGGCCAUCACAAAUCCUCAAGAUUGCACCCACGGGCAGGAAAUGUUCUACUGCUUUCCUGACAAUUUCUCCCUCACAAACAUCUCAGGUUCUCAUUUUCAACUGACAACACAACCUUCCAUUUUAAAUAUCAGUAUCUUUCAAUGAGUUGACUACUUUAAAAAGUAUGUAUGUUUUCAUAGACUUCUAAACUGUAACAUUCACACGUUUUUAGUCUGUGUACUACAAAAUUAUCAUUUUGGCAUUUAUCAAGAUUUGGUUUUCUUUAGUCUUUAGACCAAUAUAAAAGAUAAAGAAGAAAAGAAAAUUGUAUUUUAUUAUUUUAUUUUAAACAAAAUAAAAAAUUUUUUAAUGAC
Messenger RNA from Neofelis nebulosa (Clouded leopard), 1773 nucleotides. RefSeq names its product solute carrier family 38 member 11 (gene SLC38A11). Gene Ontology annotation, biological process: amino acid transmembrane transport. The transcript is spliced from 12 exons. Gene Ontology annotation, molecular function: amino acid transmembrane transporter activity. Lineage: Eukaryota; Metazoa; Chordata; Mammalia; Carnivora; Felidae. The record is from RefSeq and is a predicted model, not a curated record. Bases 173 to 1564 code for a protein of 463 amino acids.